ACUUUGGAAUUAAAAAAGUUAGGACAUCGAAAAUAAUCUUCAUUUUCCAAAUUUCUCGCUAAGGAAGAAAUGACCACUGCGGUUCAGCUCUUCCACUCUCUCCCGCCAAUUGCUUCCCUCCCGACCGCUACAGUCCCGGCGGCCAAAAGCAGCGCCGGCGCACGAAACCAACCAGCAUCGUUGCAUGUAGUAUGCGCUUCGAGGAAGGGCCGAUAUGACGACUACCACGCCACUCUCAAAGCUCUCAACUCCAAAGGUCGCUUCCCACGAAAAUCCCUUGGCCAGCAUUACAUGUUGAAUCCUGAAAUUAACGAGCAACUGGCACGAGCGGCCAAUGUAGAAGAAGGUGACGUGGUGUUAGAAAUCGGACCGGGAACUGGUUCUUUGACCAAUGUCCUCAUAAACUCCGGCGCCACCGUUCUCGCCAUCGAAAAGGAUCCUCAUAUGGUGGAUCUUGUAAGAGAAAGAUUUGAAACCACGGAUAAGUUCAAGGUAUUACAAGAGGAUUUUGUCAAAUGUCACAUUCGUUCUCAUAUUUCUCCAAUAUUGGAAAAUAGAAAGGCUUUGAACGUGAGCUUGAUUCGUGCCAAAGUAGUUUCUAACCUACCCUUUAACAUAAGUACGGAUGUAAUUAAACUACUUCUUCCUAUGGGUGAUAUUUUCUCUGAAGUUGUUCUCUUGCUUCAGGAGGAAACAGCUGUGCGAUUGAUGGAAUUGUCUUUGCGGACAUCUGAGUACCGACCCAUCAACAUCUUUGUUAAUUUUUAUUCUGAGCCUGAAUACAACUUUAGAGUUCCAAGAACAAAUUUCUUUCCUCAACCUAAUGUUGAUGCAGCUGUUGUUACAUUUAGGCUGAAACAAGCACCAGACUAUCCUUCAGUGGCCUCCACGAAAAGCUUUUUCUCCAUGGUGCAUUCUGCUUUCAAUGGAAAACGGAAGAUGUUGAGGAGAUCACUCCAGCACAUAUGCCCAUCUAAUGAGAUAGAAAGAGCUCUUGGAGAUGCUGGCCUUCCAACGACAUCAAGACCUGAGGAGCUCACCUUAGAUGAUUUUGUGAAGUUGUACAACAUGAUUGCAAAAGUCUAGUCCCACACAGUUCUGAAUAGUUUAGACAUUGCAAAUGGCCCUAAGAACAGCUAGUUUUGGCAAAAGCCAUUUGCCAUGGGCACAAAAUGCAGUCUUGUACAUCGCAUGGUUCACCUUGAAGAAGAAAAACACAAUCUAACAUGAACUCAUCAAUGGAGGACAGUGCCAUACAAGUCAUUUUGAUAUCCACGGUCCCAUCUCGAAAGCAGUGCCUCCAGCAGAAGGUAUUAUCCAGGGUAAUGAUGGUUAUGACUGCCAUAUCUUCUUUUCAAGUUCUCUUCAAACAGCUCGCCCCAUAUUUAAUUCAUAUAGUCUUAAUAUUUAACACAUCUAUAAAGAUUCCCACAGAUUUUACCUGUACACUUUAAUACCCGGUGUACAGAGAAAAUGUGCUUUGGAAGAGGAGCUUGUACUUUUCGCUACUCUGUAUCUUAUAACAUCAAGUUCGGCAAUAUUUUGACUUAUUUAAUUUUUGACUUCCAAUGGGGAGGGCUUCCAUAACGUUAAAUAUACGAGUAAAACAAAUACUUGAAUGAAAUUUUCAAAGAAAUAAAAAAAGAUGUUUCUUUGCAUUAUAUUUGAUGAAGGGAAUAAGCCCUGUACGAGUUGAAAGACCAAAAGAAUCUCUUGUUAAUUGAAGGAAACUGAAUAAACUAAAAGGUAAUAUAACCAAACUUCCUCGAUAAUAAUAACGGAAAAGCACUCUGUUCUGCUCCUCCCAAGUUUCGGCCCUGGGCCCAUCAGACUUGUAGGCAAGAUUCAAAGCUCAAAACUUAUACCCGGAUUGAUGUCUUUGAAAUUUUCCUGGCCUCGGCUUCAUUAUCACCAUCGGCUUGCAUUUUUGCUUGCUGCCUGCCUGCCAUCCUUAUGGCAGUGGCAGAGGAGAGAGUUCUCUGCUGCUACCAGUGGCAAAGGAUGCUGUAGAGGAGCAGGAAAUUGAGUUUUGGGUAGCAUCUAACAUAGCAUCAAGUAACUUUGCCAUCUGGGUUGCUUGAUGUAGCGAAAAUACUAGCUCUGUUAACUGCCGCCACUAGUGGUGCCUUGUGCCUCGGUCAUGACCACGUUGUUGUAGUUGUUCUUUUCUUAUUCAUAGUUUAGAGACUUAGAGAAAUGUCGGUAGCAAGUCGCUGCUUUUCUUGUGUUAAGCAGUUGUGACAUUGGGGAGGUUUAUUAUGAGUUUUUCUUAUGGCUGCCGAGCACUUCUUUUCCAUUGAAUCAAAACAUUUCUAUUUCUGUUCGUUAAAUAAAAAGAAUAAUUUCAUUUCUGACCGUUAGCUAUAUAUAUAUAUUUCCAGGUUCUGAUUGAAAAUGAAUUUCGUUGGGCAUAACUGAGAAUAUCAUCACCAACCAGAGUACGAAUUACAGCUCACAACAAAUAGAUAAAAGAGUAAAAGAUAAUGAGGCAAAACCCAAAGAUCCUAUUAAAUCACAAUUUGAAGGAUCAGUACGAGAAUGAAAAGUUCCAACAAACACGAAGAUACUCAGAUAAACACAAGUCGCAGAAAAUAAGAAGGCAGAUCACGAAUCACAAGAACACUCGACAGCAGUGGAGACAGGCACCUGAAUAUCCUUAUAGAGACAAACAUAGGGAACAUCGCAACCAAUGUAAGGUCCAGUCCAUUGACCUUCAGCAAUAUAGCUUGCAU
Gossypium arboreum is the source of this 2732-nucleotide messenger RNA. Its product is annotated as ribosomal RNA small subunit methyltransferase, chloroplastic. NCBI's taxonomy places the organism in Eukaryota, Viridiplantae, Streptophyta, Magnoliopsida, Malvales, Malvaceae. Gene Ontology annotation, molecular function: rRNA (adenine-N6,N6-)-dimethyltransferase activity. The record is from RefSeq and is a predicted model, not a curated record. Gene Ontology annotation, biological process: rRNA methylation. The coding region runs from base 70 to 1086 and encodes 338 amino acids. The transcript is spliced from 10 exons. Gene Ontology annotation, cellular component: mitochondrial matrix.